CUAGAUAUUUGUUUAAAUCAACAAACUACAUAAUGUCAAGAACAGGGGUAUUAGUAUUGGGACCAGCCGGUUCAGGGAAAUCCACAUUCUGUAAUUCCAUGAUUGCUUAUAUGCAAUCCGUUGGACGUCGUGCUCACAUAGUAAACUUGGAUCCGGCCGCAGAAGCCACUGAAUACGAAUUCACGAUUGAUAUAAGAGACUUGAUAUCUCUUCAGGAUGUCAUGGAAGAAAUGGAUUUGGGUCCUAAUGGAGGAUUAGUUUACUGUUUUGAAUUCUUGUUGAAUAACUUGGACUGGUUGGAUGAAGAAAUAGGUGAUUACAACGAUGAAUACUUGAUCUUUGAUUGUCCUGGACAAAUUGAAUUAUAUACCCAUAUCCCAGUAUUGCCUACAAUUGUUAAACAUUUGCAACAAUCACUCAACUUUAACUUGUGUGCUACGUACUUGUUGGAAUCCCUGUUUAUUGUAGACAAUUCCAAGUUCUUCUCUGGUGCUCUUAGUGCCAUGUCCGCCAUGAUUUUGUUAGAAUUACCUCACAUAAAUAUUUUGUCCAAGGUUGAUUUAGUCAAGAAUGAAUACAGCAAGAAACAACUAAAGAAGUUUUUGAAUCCUGAUCCAUUAUUGCUAGCGAAAGACAGCGAAGAUGACUAUAACCCUAAAUUUGCCAAAUUAAACAAGUUGAUUGCCAAUUUAGUCGAUGAUUUUGGUAUGGUUCAGUUCUUGCCUUUGGAUUGUGCCAAGGAUAGUAAAUCGGUGGAAACCAUUCUUAGUUAUAUAGAUGAUGUCACCCAGUGGAGCGAAAGUCAAGAACCAAAGGAACCAAAUGACGAGUUUGAACUUCCUGAUGAAGAAUAAAGUGUUUAUAGAGAGUAAUAGAAGUAAAUGGUGGUAUAGUCUUUUGUAUAUCCUGCAUAUAAUCACAGUGGUGAAAAUUGAAACUG
This is a messenger RNA of Spathaspora passalidarum NRRL Y-27907, 940 nucleotides long. RefSeq names its product putative signal sequence-binding GTPase. Gene Ontology annotation, molecular function: GTPase activity. The transcript has a single exon. The coding region runs from base 33 to 854 and encodes 273 amino acids. The record is from RefSeq and is a predicted model, not a curated record. NCBI's taxonomy places the organism in Eukaryota, Fungi, Ascomycota, Pichiomycetes, Serinales, Debaryomycetaceae.